Aquila chrysaetos chrysaetos is the source of this 3559-nucleotide messenger RNA. Its product is annotated as hydroxymethylglutaryl-CoA synthase, cytoplasmic-like. The record is from RefSeq and is a predicted model, not a curated record. The transcript is spliced from 10 exons. Gene Ontology annotation, molecular function: hydroxymethylglutaryl-CoA synthase activity. Lineage: Eukaryota; Metazoa; Chordata; Aves; Accipitriformes; Accipitridae. The coding region runs from base 142 to 1710 and encodes 522 amino acids. Gene Ontology annotation, cellular component: cytosol. Gene Ontology annotation, biological process: acetyl-CoA metabolic process.
CAGGGUGCUGGCCGGAGCCCGGGCGGCGGGGCUGUUUAAAGGCGCCGCGCGCCAGCGUAUUGCCUUUUUUCUGUGCAUGCAAGCGAAGGUGUGGAGUGGUGAGCGAUACCGGGAGCUAUCGCCUCGGAUAGAUUUACCACGAUGCCUGGGUCUCUUCCAGUGAAUGCUGAAUCCUGCUGGCCCAAAGAUGUGGGAAUUGUUGCACUGGAAAUAUAUUUUCCCUCUCAGUAUGUUGACCAGGCAGAGCUGGAGAAGUAUGAUGGUGUGAAUGCUGGCAAAUACACCAUUGGGUUAGGCCAGUCAAAGAUGGGAUUCUGCUCUGACCGGGAAGAUAUCAAUUCUCUCUGUUUGACUGUGGUUCAGAAGCUCAUGGAGAGGAGCAGCCUUUCCUAUGAUUGUAUUGGGAGAUUAGAAGUUGGAACGGAGACAAUAAUUGAUAAAUCAAAAUCUGUAAAGACUGUCCUGAUGCAACUUUUUGAAGAAUCUGGUAAUAUGGAUGUAGAAGGAAUUGACACCAUGAAUGCAUGCUAUGGAGGCACUGCUGCUCUUUUAAAUGCUAUUAAUUGGAUUGAGUCCAGUUCUUGGGAUGGACGUUAUGCACUUGUUGUUGCUGGAGACAUAGCUGUGUAUGCCACUGGAAAUGCCAGGCCAACAGGUGGAGCUGGUGCUGUUGCUAUGCUAGUUGGUCCAAAUGCUCCGUUAAUUUUUGAGAGAGGAUUGCGUGGAACCCACAUGCAGCAUGCAUAUGACUUCUAUAAACCAGAUAUGGUCUCUGAAUAUCCUGUAGUUGAUGGUAAACUAUCUAUACAGUGCUACCUCCGUGCAUUAGAUUGCUGCUAUGCUGUCUAUCGCAACAAAAUCCAUGCCCAGUGGCAAAAGGAGGGGACAGACAGACGUUUCACCUUGAAUGACUUUGGAUUCAUGAUCUUUCAUUCUCCCUACUGUAAACUGGUACAGAAAUCUGUGGCUAGACUAUUGCUGAAUGACUUUCUCAGUGACCAGAACCUAGAAACAGCAAAUGGUGUUUUCAGUGGUUUGGAAGCUUUCAGAGAUGUAAAACUUGAAGAUACAUAUUUUGAAAGAGAUGUGGAAAAAGCUUUUAUGAAAGCCAGUGCAGAGCUCUUCGAUCAGAAAACCAAAGCUUCGUUGCUCAUAUCCAAUCAGAAUGGAAAUAUGUAUACCCCUUCAGUCUAUGGUUGCCUUGCUUCUCUUCUAGCUCAGUACUCCCCAGAGCAGCUCUCAGGGCAGAGAAUUAGUGUGUUCUCAUAUGGCUCUGGUUUUGCUGCUACGCUGUAUUCCAUCAGAGUUACACAGGAUGCCACUCCUGGUUCUGCACUGGACAAAAUAACUGCCAGCCUUUCUGAUCUUAAAACAAGACUUGACUCAAGAAAAUGCAUUUCACCUGAUGUAUUUGCUGAAAACAUGAAGAUUAGACAGGAAACACAUAAUUUGGCCAACUAUAUUCCACAGUCUUCAGUAGAAGAUCUCUUUGAAGGAACAUGGUACCUUGUGCGUGUGGAUGAAAAACACAGAAGAACUUAUGCACGGCGCCCGCUCAUGGGUGAUGGACCUCUGGAGGCAGGAGUUGAAGUUGUCCACCCAGGCAUUGUUCAUGAGCAGAUCCCAAGCCCUGCUAAGAAAGUGCCAAGAAUCCCUGCAACAACAGAAUCUGAAGGUGUUACUGUUGCCGUUUCCAAUGGGGACCAUUAAGAUACCUCUGUGAGGUGGGGAAUGAAGAGAGUUGUGAGGGUAGGGUGAGAGAAAGGAUUGCAGUAGUACUGAAAUUUCAGUGUACAGUAGUACUUCAUUGGGUGUAUGGAAAAACUGUUUAAACUCCUUGAGAAGAUUUGUCAUAAUAUGGUAUGCUGAUACUUUUAGUAUUUUCAGAACACUAAAAUAAUGAAUAUACUGGAGAUGAAGGAACUUGCCAGGGGCUUUGUGGAUUCCUUAACACAUCUGAAUUUAAUUGCUGCAUAGUAGCUGUAAUCUAUUACAAGAUCUUUGUACAUAGAAAAAAAAAAAAGUAUCUUCUACUUGCUUUUUCCAUGUAAAAUUACUUGAAACCUACGCUGUUAACUUUUCUACUUGUACUUAAAAGUGGGUGGCAAAAUAGUCCAAGCUUUUAAUGUUAGGGUUUUCAAUGCCUUAACAGUAAGCAGUCAAUCUUCUGAAUACUGCACUUGUCUUUCCCUUUAUCACCUUCCCUUUCUUCUCCCAGUCUACCUCUUAUCACACCAUUGCUUUGGGAAAGGUAUAGAACCAAGUAACAUUCAUUACUGGAAUAGAGUCUCUCGCCCCUGUCAAAAUGACUGGAUCAAGAAUGGCUAGACUGUCAGGUGUGGUUUUUUUCCAAGAAACUCUGACCUACUGUGUUAGUUACUAUGUAAUUCCUCCUAAUAUCCAUAUUACCUGUCUUAUACCUGCAUUAUAAAUCCCAGCAGCCUGGGAGGAAAGAGGAACAAGAAGGGAGGUAGUAGUUUUUUCUUCUAAAGAACAAAAAGGGUAUAUUUCUUGGGUUCAUUGAUUUGGCACCUUUCAGAAUUGUUUAACUGUAAUAGAAGUAUUUAAGGCAGCAGAAUUUUCAAAUAAAGCUUCUGGAUAUUAUGGAGCUGUUUUAAUUAGCAAACUAAGGAAGGGAGGAAGAUCACUUUGUCUGGAACUCUGGCUUCUCACUAUUCUUUAUAUAACACGUUUCAAAGAGACUAUUUCUAACUUUGAAUUUGGCUUAUACUUUGAAGUUCUUCUCACUAUUGGUAAUGUUGUAGGAGUGGGGUCUUCCCCCCCACCCCAAAUGCAAGCUAAAAGCUAUCCAUUUUGCAAGUGGUAGAUACACAAUGCUAAUGGUGCAUCUAUUCUGGUAGACUUCUAAAGCCCAGAUUGGAAAUGAACUAUGACAUGAGCCUUGUAAGCUUGUAAUAUAUACUUAAAUUGAGCUAACGUACAGAAUGAAGUUUUGUUGAAUUUUAUUUCUUUGCUAAUUCUACAAAGCUACAUUAUCUAAUAUAAAGUAGCAAAAAAAAUUAUUUGUCAAAUUACAAUUAUUUUUUUGUGUGUGUGUGCAAUGAAGUGUUUGUAUUAUGUCACUCACUAGGAUUUGAUAACACUGUAUUUUUACAGUCAACCCUUGGUAAAAUAGUCAUUUAUUAUAAAUUGAUGAAUACUAAUCAGUUUGUUCUGCUGAAAAUGAUGGAGCGAUGAUGCAUGAAGAUGGUGUUUGCAAGUAUUUUUGUUUAGGUUGCCCUUGUGAAACUUAUCUUGGUACCAGAAAAAAAAAAAAAUAUCGCCAUGGAACAAAGUCCAUUGCUGGCAGUGGACAAGCCAAGAAGUGAGCUACUGGCACAAAAAAUUAACCACAGGGACCUCACUUCCUGUGAGGCUGAUCCUUUAUUAAAAUAAAGUUGGAGAUACUUGAAACCUGUUAAAGUAGUGCUGACUUGGGUUUUCAGGAUGCAUUUUUCUUUAACAGGAAAGAAAGAGGAAACUGUCCCUGUGAAAACCCAAAGUUGUGGGUUCACAAUCUGUGUGGACCUUCUGGAUCUUUCUUAAUAUCGUUCCAUUA